Amphimedon queenslandica is the source of this 1287-nucleotide messenger RNA. RefSeq lists its product as uncharacterized. The coding region runs from base 269 to 1219 and encodes 316 amino acids. The transcript is spliced from 6 exons. The record is from RefSeq and is a predicted model, not a curated record. NCBI's taxonomy places the organism in Eukaryota, Metazoa, Porifera, Demospongiae, Haplosclerida, Niphatidae.
UUCAAAAAGAGAUAUUAAACCAACAACUAGAGUAAAAAAACUAGUUGACAAAUGGGAUGACUAUUGUAAAAAUAACCUUUUAUAUCACAUUUGGCAGCCAUUUCGUCCUCUUGUUGCUCGUUGGAUUAUUUGGUGUUUAAAUAUUUAUCGCUUAAGAGAAGAAUUAGCCUCUCACACUACUGUGGGGAUUGUGGGCCUUAGUAACUCUGGGAAAUCAUGCCUUGUCAAAACACUUUUCAGACAAAAAGUGGCAGUUGGUUCAACUAGCAUGCAACGUACUACUGUCUCAUUUCUGUAUAACUUAGAGGGCAUGGUUGAUGGAUUGAGUGUCAUUGAUUUUCCCGGAAUAGAUGAUGGAGACAAAGGCACACUUCUUUCAAGACAAUUAUUAUGUAUCUCUCAAUUAAUUGUUUUUGUUAUUGAUUACAAGAGGUGGGAAACAGAUGCUUCUUUCAAAUGGAUACAGUUUUUCAAAAAUUUAGGAGUUCCCAUUUUGAUUUGCUUGAGUCAUGCCGAUAAGUUAUAUGCUAGUACAUGCAUUGGUGAAGAUGGUACUGAAAUUUGUUCCAAAGACCAUGCCAAACGGAUAAUUCAGCAAGAACUAGAAAAAGUGAAAGAGAAGCUUAUGCCAUUACCAAACUGGCAAAUGGGCUAUUAUUCUUUUUGUCAAGACAAAGAUUCAUCUCUUAAUUGUGAUCAAGGUCGUCAAGCUUUGUCCGAUGUUGGAAUCUUGUCAUGCAAUGAUGUUGGAGCAUGGAUAGAAAAGGAAUUACGUGAGUAUUUGAAGGAAGAAGGCAUUGCAGAGCGCUUAAAAUUUUUCUUGGCAUCUGAAAGUAGAAAAAGAGAAUCUAGUUCUAUGUCAGUUGAAAAUCUUCAGGAAGAUAUAAUUCAAGCCCAAGUUAAUGAUGAAGAUAAAAUAGAAGGGUGGCAUCAGAUUCCUUUUAAAGCUUGUGAGGCAAUUUUGUUGCUUCGGGAUGCUUCAUUUGGGUUUAGAACGUCAUUUCACAAUCUGUUAGCAGAGCUUCACAUACCAACUGAUCUCAAACAAAGCUUAAAGGACCAAGCAAGAUAUGAUGGACAUGAUUAUGAAUUUGCCACAGAAAAGGCUAUUGACUGGUGGAUGGCGAACAUAGGAAAAUCAUGGGAGCCUUUUUUUAAUAUUAUAAAAAAAUGUGAACCAGAAACUGCUCGAAAAAUUGAAAUGAAACUGAAAGACUAAAGUAGAGCUUGAGUUAUUGAUUUUAUUAUCUUUUAUACAUAAUACUUGCACUGUAUAUAUAUCAAAAU